Messenger RNA from Bactrocera tryoni, 1006 nucleotides. RefSeq names its product bicaudal D-related protein homolog. NCBI's taxonomy places the organism in Eukaryota, Metazoa, Arthropoda, Insecta, Diptera, Tephritidae. The transcript is spliced from 3 exons. The record is from RefSeq and is a predicted model, not a curated record. The coding region runs from base 527 to 1006 and encodes 159 amino acids.
UCAGUUAAUAUUGAACAUUUGCCCGGAGUUGUUGCUUUGGUGCUGGCGGAAAAAAUUUAAAAAACGUUGUGACUGAAACAACAACAAAACCAAUAAUCAUAAUAACAAUAGUAAAAGCAAUAAGAAAUAAACAAAAACGUUCGUUACCAUUCUUGACACCGUCGGCAGUAUCUUACGGAUCCGUGACUAGUUCAACGGCAGUCGUCUUUUGCAUAAAUAAUCUCGACCAGACGUCGGAUCGGGCGUUAAAGUGAAGGCUUCAUCAAGGGCUAUAUUGAGUACCGCGCGAGUUAAACGGCGAAGACGUGCAGUGUAGGCAUCAACUCGCAUUUUAAUACAUAAAUAACCAAACAAAAGGAAAGAAAAAAUAUUACGUCUAACUCGCAAAGCUUCAAACCAUCAUUUAUCAAACAUAUGAGUAAUACUAAACAUUUAAGAAACUAAAUACUUAAAUAAUAAUUUUGUGUGAUUUGUGAAAAAAUCAAAUAAAAAAUCGACGUGUACAAAAUGCGCGCUUGGGUUAAAUAUGCAUAAACCUUGGCUAAAUCGUAGAUCUUUAUACGCUGAGCGCGAUCGUGAUGAUCCAGCGAUGCACCAUCAUCACAACGGUUUGCACUCUGCAUCAGCUAUAAAGCAUAAGCAACCAACCUCGUUGAUGUCGUCGCCGUCGUCGUCAAUGUCGUUGUCGUCGUCGUCGUCGCCAUCCUCAUCAACGAACAUUUUACAUAAUUCAAGUAUUGGUUCCAUUAAUUUAGAGGAUUAUAUAACCGCAAUGGAGGCACGUACCAAAGCAUUAGACCGUCAACAAUCCGAAGUUGAUGUAUGGGCACAACUACAACAAAAAGAAUCGGAUAUAUUACUAGCCGCCGAGUUGGGCAAAGCGCUAUUGGAGAAGAACGAAGAAUUGGUGAAACAGCAUGAGAAACUCAUCGAGGACUAUUCCAUGAAAAUCGAGCCUUUCGGUGGCGCUACACCUGUCUUUCGCACGCUCAUGGGUGGAUACUGA